AUGGGAAUAAGGACAAGACUCCCACAGAUUUUCCUUCUCCUCACAGUCUUCAUUCUCCUCUCCUCUUCCCACCCGCUGGAGCACGAGGGCUGCCAUGAAGGAGUUUUGCUGCCGUCAGCCAUGCGUGGAGGAUACGAGCCCAAGGGUGAGCUCCGCCAUGGAGCGACUGUAAAGGGGCCCAGGAGUUGGAGAGGUGCGAAGAACCAGGGUGCUUCUCGAAGGAACUACAAUGCUCGUCGUCAGGGAAGAUUCAAACAGCCAUGGCAACAGAAAGAUGAGAGGAGUGUACAGGCUGACAAGGCGUGGGAGAGGAGAAGUCGCAUUGUGAGAGAAAUACAGGAAGAACAGAUGAAGACAAUGAAGACCAACCAUUCUUGGCCGGUCGAGGGUAUCCCGAUCUUCAUUCCUCGAGCAAUACUGAUUCAGAAGUAUCCAAUCGCUAAAGUUUGGAGUGAGAGGAUAGCAAAGCGUCAACAGCUCAAGAAUCAGUCCCUCGCGAUACAAGUCAUCUCUUCCAAGGCUCAAAUCAUAGUUCAGCUGUGUGUGGAUGGCCCAAUGGGAAACUGGCUACGGAUUGUUCAAGAGAAACUCGCCAACAGAUACCGGCAACCCACUUUUGAGGUGCACAUCCCCCUUCUCCGCGUCCAUGGAUCCGUUCCUCCUCAGGCGAUGCUCAACUUGCUCAGGAAUUUUACCAGGGAUUUACAAGAAUUCCGACUUUCCGUCACUAAUCAAGUCUACAUUGAUAAAGCGGAGUACUCGAGUUCUAGGCAGCUCUCUCUCCGAAUAUCGUUAUCUCCCGAAAAAGACGUGGAGGUCUUGUCAGGCCGUUACCUCGAAAUUAGCACAGCACUUUCCAGCAGCGAGGAUAUCCAAACCCUCGCCGUCGUUGAUCCUACUGGACGAUUUAAGAUCCAACGACAUGAGAGAGCUGAGGUCGUCGGCAGCUGCCAUUUCCCGUGA
Molecule: messenger RNA, 963 nt
Organism: Guillardia theta CCMP2712
Lineage: Eukaryota; Cryptophyceae; Pyrenomonadales; Geminigeraceae
Exons: 10
Coding region: 1-963 (320 amino acids)
Source: RefSeq, a predicted model, not a curated record